AUGUCAGCCCCAGUCAUCGUGUACGGCGAGUGCAUGAAUACGUUUGAACGAGUGGACAGUAAUCUGGUCACAGAUUACCUCCUAAAGAGAGGUUAUAAACGCACUGAAGAGAUCUUCCGCCAAGAGGUUGCCAACCUUGAGACAAACGGCAGUCGAGCUGUUCAGAAUGAAAAGUUAGAUGGUACAAAGUACAAGCGCGCCUUCCUGCACCUCGAGAAAUGGGUGGAGAACUCACUCGACCUUUACAAGUUUGAGCUUGCAAAAGUCCUGUGGCCUGUAUUCGUUUACUCUUACCUCGAACUCGUGUUCAAAGGCUACCUCAGAGACAGCAAGCAGUUCAUGGAUGAUCUUCGAGGCCGUUUCGAGAAUCUUCAUGCCGAUGGAUUGAAGGAGCUAGCCCUCAUCACGCUUCCCGCCCACAUCAAGGAUAACUAUAUGGCAACCUUGUACCUCGAGAACAAGUAUCGUAUCCCCUUGAAUCAGUUCGUGACUGGGACCUUAUUCAACUUCCUGGAGAGGGACAAGGACCAAGGUGGCGAUCUUGUCCAGCAGAUACUAAACGACCGUUGUCAGGUGGAUGCAGUCGAACGUGGGCCUAUUGAACCAUUCAGCUUUGAGGCCAUCUAUCGACGAGCUCGAAACCUCGAGCUAGAUGACAUCGAUGCCCAAGAAGGCAUCCCGGGAACAGUCACCAGAACAGGUGUCUCCAAUCGAGAAGUACUCGACAACGCUGCAGCCUUAAAACUUGGGCCACUGCCAAUUGAUCCCGACCUGCGAGCUGAUGUUUUGGCAGAGCUUGAAGAGGAGGACAAAAUCAACCCAACACGCGACGGAACGCGUACUCUUGUGGACGAGUUCAACGAUAUACAUUCCAUUAAGAAGGAAUCUGCUGAUUCGCCCCAACGAACCGAUAUACCCUAUCCACCUUCACGCGCCAGAGAUGUCGUCAUGGAGAUUCAAAAGGUGCGCGAGAAUCGCGACCGCUUCAGAAUUGAAGGUCGCACUGGCGGUGUUGGCCCCAGCGUCUCGGUUUGCAUGUUCACCAUCCACAAUGCUCAAGGAAGUGUUUCCUGCAUGGACUUCUCCAAGGAUAACCAACUUGUCGCCGUCGGCACUACUGACUCCUACAUCCGCGUCUGGUCUCUCGAUGGCAAGCCACUUCAAUCUCGAUUGCCGGCGGAGAAAGACCUGAAGGUCAAUAAUCGCAAGCUGAUCGGCCACUCUGGUCCUGUCUACAGCGUCGCCUUCUCGGAUUCAAUCACCAAUCUGGAUCAUAACAUCUACGAAGAUGGUCCGCAGCCUGAGACAGACGCCAAGCUUCUCAUAUCCUGCUCGGCUGAUGGCCAAGUCCGGCUCUGGUCUCUCGAGGUCUGGUCCUGUCUUUGCAUCUAUAAGGGCCACGAUGGUCCUGUCUUCAACCUUUCCUGGGGCCCCCAUGGUCACUACUUUGCGAGCGGCGGUUGGGAUAAGACAGUUCGCAUCUGGUCGCAAGAUCACGCAUCAGCGCAGCGUCUCCUCGUCGGACACGAUACCUCUAUCUCAGCACUGACUUGGCACUCGAACGGCACAUAUGUCUUCUCGGCUUCUGAUGAAGCCGACAAAUCAAUCCGCAUGUGGUCCGUCGCGAGCGGCAAAUGUGUUCGUGUUUUCACUGGCCACGUUGACUCGAUCACCGCACUUGAGUGCGCCCCCAAUGGCAAAAUCUUGGCGUCCGCUGAUGUAGGCGGCAAUAUCUUCCUCUGGGACAUUGCCAAGGCUGUGCGUAUCAAGCGCUGUCGUGGCCAUGGCCGCGGUGGCAUCUGGUCACUUGGCUUCAGCGUCGAGAGCAACGUUCUUGUCUCCGGCGGUCACGAUAACACUGUCCGCGUGUGGGAUGUUGAGAUGCCAGCCGAGGGUGCAGCCCGUGCUGCUGCACAGGUCGAAGGGGGCGAUAGUACAAUUGUUGCGGCUGCUACGGGAGCUGGAGGAGCGGACGGAAAGGCUGCAAGUACCGUUGCUCAAGGGGUCACUGGUGGUGCUGGCUCCACCGGAAGUGGCACCGGCAAGAAGAAGGGAAAGGAGGUCAUGAUCACACCCGACCAAAUCAGCGCAUUCCCGACCAAACGAACGUCGGUGCUCAAGGUCCAGUUUACAAGAAUGAAUUUGGUAAUGGCUGGUGGCUGUUACGAGCCAGAGCGUUAG
Molecule: messenger RNA, 2181 nt
Organism: Pseudomassariella vexata
Lineage: Eukaryota; Fungi; Ascomycota; Sordariomycetes; Amphisphaeriales; Pseudomassariaceae
Product: WD40-repeat-containing domain protein
Exons: 4
Coding region: 1-2181 (726 amino acids)
Biological process (GO): transcription initiation at RNA polymerase II promoter
Cellular component (GO): transcription factor TFIID complex
Molecular function (GO): RNA polymerase II general transcription initiation factor activity; protein binding
Source: RefSeq, a predicted model, not a curated record